AUGGACGUAGAGCUCUUAUUGGCCAUGGAGACUGCUGAAGAUCGCAAUGAACAGCGACGUUUAACAAGAAAUAAUCUUUCUCGAAAACAAACAAUUGUUAAUCUAAUGAUUGGUCUAUCAUCUUAUGUUAUUCGAAAAGUAAAAAAUUUCGCUGAGUGUGACGUUUCAAAUAGUGAAAUACUAAGUUCAUCAGAAACAAUGCAUACAUUUCAUGGCAAUUAUGACAUUGAUUUUGAUCUUAUUUCAGCAGCAGAUUGUAUUGGGAAUGCAGAAACCGAUGAUUUAGAUGAUGAUCAAUCAGAGGAUAAUUUUAAUUUAAUAAAUGAACUUCUUUUAUCAAAUAAUAAACAAGUUUCUUUACCUCUUCAUUCAUACACUGACAUAUCCACGAAAAAAGUAUGUUUAUCAUGUCAAUUUGAUAUUGAAUAUUCAGCUACAUCCUGUUUCAAAUGUAUAUCGAAUGAGAAAACACAAUUUGCGAACAUCUAUGAUACUGAUUAUGCUAUAGUAUUUAGUGGAAUAGUCGAACGACAUAUUGUUGAUAUAGUUAAAUAUCGUGAAAAGAUAUUAAGUGAAAAAUAUGACAAUAUAAAUAACGAUAUUUCAUUUCAGAAGAUUUACCGUUCUUUUUUAAAUACUACCGUUUAUCAACCAUUUAUUAGCACUUUAAUUCAUCUUGAUGGUAUCCCAUUGGAUACUUCAACAAAAUUAACAUUGUGGCUUCUCUCUUGUUUCAUAUUAGAAUUACCACCUCAUCUACGUAAUCAAAGACAAAAUAUGAUUAUCCUUUCGAUGUGGAUUGGAACUCGACAACCAAUUAUUAAAAUUUGGUUACGUUUCUCAAUUCGUGGUGGUGAACAAUGGUUUGUUUACUUUCUUGGAUUAAUCGGUGAUUGUCCAGCUAUUAAACUCGCAUUGAAUCAUAUUGGUAGCAAUGGUUAUUACUCGUACUGGUAUUGUAAAAUUGAAGGUGUUCAUAUGUGUAAUAAGCGACAGUAUCAUUAUGAAGAAGUACCAACUAUGAGAAGCAUUAACAGCUAUAGAAGUGAAUCAAAAGAAGCUGAAGUAAAAGGUGAAAAUAUAAAUGGUCAUUUAGCAUUUAUUGUUUUGACUGUUCACAGAGCAUCAGAAAUAAAAAAUUUAUUGUUAUAUGGUUUAUUACCUAUAUUUUAUCAACAUCUUCAAGUUGAUAAAGCUGCUCAUAUCGCUCUUUUCGUUUGUGCUGUUCGUCAGAUGCUUCAUGGUCCAAAAUUAUUUGGACAUAAAACUGGUCUUUUAGCUCAUGAUUUACUAUCAAUAUACUAUAAAGAUCAUUGUAAACAUUAUUAUAAUCUAGAAAAUUUAGUUCUUCAUUUGCACAUGCACUAUUCGACUCAAUACCUUAAUUAUGGCAGCUUAAAUAAUACAAAUUGUUUUGCACAAGAAAGUUUGCUUGGUGCAUUUUCAAAAAACCAACAUGGUACUCGUUACUGGGGAGAUUUGCUGAUUGAUUUUGCUUUACAAAAAAUAAUCAAUCAACAGGAAGUUGAUAAUGUUAAACGUAAUGAAGGAGCUUUUGAUAUAACACGCUUAUCAAUCAAUAAUAUAGACGAGCUCCUGUCGUGGCAUAAACGUGUAUGCGAUUGCAAUCAAACUGCAACGUGUAUCAUUAUCUAUCAUCGUUGUGUCAUUAAAAGUCAAACAUAUCAUUCUCUUUCUUAUCCAAAACGACAAUCAACUAAUAGUUAUUUCGUAAAGUACACUAAUGAUCGUCGUAAUACACUAUUCGGAGCAAUUGAACUUUUUUUUACAUAUAAAGAUUCUAUUUUGGCGCUUAUUAAUAAUUAUCCAAAUAAACAUCUAUUUUCCGAUGUCUUUGCUUCUUCUUCUUACCAUUCAUCCUUAUCAAAAUAUAUCGAUACGUACUUUUAUUUACUUUAA
Molecule: messenger RNA, 1920 nt
Organism: Rotaria sp. Silwood2
Lineage: Eukaryota; Metazoa; Rotifera; Eurotatoria; Philodinida; Philodinidae
Source: the annotation of a GenBank genome assembly